AUGGGCAAGCAACAUCAACAGGAUCAGCCGGCAAACUUAUCUACAAUAUCUCGAAUGAUAUUAGAAGGUGCCAAAACAACCACAAAAGUUGAAUUAAACUCAAUACUGAAAACAUAUCUUGUCGGUAUCAAAGUGUCAGAUAUCCAAGCUAAUCGAUCGGGCACGUUCACAUUACAACGAAUCCAACGGCACCGUGGCUGUGCAACACAUGCAUUGAUUGAAAAUGUUCUAUCUCUCAUAUUUGCCUGUGUUCUUGUUGCAAUCAAUGCAAAAUUUAUUCAAAAUCCUAGGAACAAAUGUUAUUUUACUGAAUCAAUAUGUUCUAAUACCAACUGGAUAACUGCAAUAUAUGAUUACGCAGAAUGUGGUGUUGUCGAUCGUCAUGGUCAAUGUGGCAAUACACGAUUGAAUAUUAUUAAAGGACAAUUAGCUGCUGCUGUUUUAAUGUUAGCUAUAUGUCUAGUCUAUAUCAUUUUAUACAUUGUUACUGUUAUUUUUGUAUCAAGAUCAAAACAGCCGGUAAUAACAACAAUGAAUUCUGCCUCACCGCCAAGACCUACAAUCAUACAACAGCAACCACCUCCAAUCUAUUAUCAACAAACGCAGGCAUCCUAUCCAAAAUUAAUGAACGAGAGAUUUUAA
Messenger RNA from Didymodactylos carnosus, 642 nucleotides. Lineage: Eukaryota; Metazoa; Rotifera; Eurotatoria; Philodinida; Philodinidae. The record is from the annotation of a GenBank genome assembly.